Rhinichthys klamathensis goyatoka is the source of this 781-nucleotide messenger RNA. It is a transcript of the gene dydc2, whose product is annotated as DPY30 domain containing 2. The transcript is spliced from 7 exons. Lineage: Eukaryota; Metazoa; Chordata; Actinopteri; Cypriniformes; Leuciscidae. Gene Ontology annotation, cellular component: Set1C/COMPASS complex. Bases 164 to 685 code for a protein of 173 amino acids. The record is from RefSeq and is a predicted model, not a curated record.
UUCUGUGCCGUUACCAUGGAGAUUUUAAACAGAACACAAUUGUAAAUACAAACACAUGUCUUCGCUUUAAUAUUAUCGCUAAGACGUCACUUCACGGCGGGUUGGAUACAUAAGCGCAGGUGUUAGCCGUGUAAUAGGUUGAUUGUGUGGUUGUGUGUAUGAGAUGGACUCUCAGUAUGUGAGCAGGACUCUGGGCCGCUGUCUCUCCGAGGCUCUCGCCGAACUAAUCGAGUUCCGACCGCUGGAUCCCAUCGAGUUUCUGGCGCUCUGGAUCCGCAAAUACAAACACAACCAGGAGCUCGAGCUGCAGAAAGCCGCUCAUCAGAGAGAGUUGGAGGAGGAGAAGCGGCGGGUCCAUGAGGAGAAUCUCCAUCAGAGAGACCUGGAGGAGGAGGAGAGCCGGAUCAGAGCCGCACAGCAUGUUCCUGAAUCAGCAGACGAGAGCAAACCAGAUCUGCGUGAAGACGAGAGAGAGAGUGCAGCCGAUCCGCCAGAGAGAGCGAACGAGCCGCAGGAUCAGGAGGAUCAAACCUCGGAGAGCCUGAACCCUGAGGAGGAGCUUCAUCCAGAGGACUCUCCGAGCGCAGGGAAUGAAGCAGACGCUCCUCCGGAAGAGAGGACAGGAGAAGACUCGGCUGAGAGAGCGAUGGAGAGAGAGGAAGAUGAGGAAGAUGACGGAGCCUAAACCACAAAACACAACUUAUGUUUCAUUAUUAAUCUCUGCUUUUGCUCAAUUCAAUCUCAUGCAUAUUGAUAUUAAAUGAUAUUUAUGCCAACUGAA